Messenger RNA from Parasteatoda tepidariorum (common house spider), 1170 nucleotides. NCBI's taxonomy places the organism in Eukaryota, Metazoa, Arthropoda, Arachnida, Araneae, Theridiidae. The record is from RefSeq and is a predicted model, not a curated record.
AUGUCUGACAGGACAGAUCGCGAUCGAGAAUAUCGCAGACAGCGGAGACUAGAUCCCACGUUUCGUCAAAAUGAACAAGAGCGUCGAAGAAUAAAUCGACAAAUGAAAUGUUUGCCGAUGUGGGAAACAGUAAAGCGAUUUUCGCUUAACAAAAAUAUGCAUGCUACAGCACAAAGCUUCGGUGAUUGGCUUCUUACUGUUGGAAACGGUUCAGUAUCUCAUCUGACAGUUCGUGAAUUCCUAUGUGAAAACAUAAUCGGUGAAAUACUAACUGAAGAUGUAUUACGCACCUCAGUUCUUCUUGCUCCACUAAAUGAUCAAGUUCAUAAACUUAACAGUGCCGUCCUACAAAAACUGCCCGGCAAUAUUAUUGAAUCCCGUUCAUAUAAUAAAGCUACUUCAUGUGAUGGUGAUGAAACGGACGAUGAAAGUGUAAUGUUGCCCUUUCAGCCAGAAUAUUUGGCGAAAGUCAAUAUCACAGGAUUGCCGAUUCAUAUACUUCAACUUAAAGUUAGAGCUGUAGUGAUGCUAAUCAGAAAUUUGUGUAUUGCCGAUGGAUUGUGCAAUGGCACACGUCUGAUUGUACGGAAAAUAACUAAAAAUGUUCUCUUUUGUACAGUUAUGACUGGAAGUAAAGCUGGUAGUUCAGCUUGCAUCCCUCGCAUUACUUUAAAUACUGGUGAUAAUAAAGAGUUGCCUUUCGUUUUGCAUCGCACGCAAUUUCCAGUCAGACUCGCAUUCGCUAUGACAAUCAAUAAAGCUCAAGGCCAGACUUUUGACAAAGUUGGCCUUUACAUAGACCAGAAUUCUCCACUAUUUGGCCAUGGCCAACUAUAUGUUGUUUUAUCAAGGUGCCGGAGCAUGUCUGGGAUAAAAAUUCAGAUUGUUGGUGCAAAUAGUGACAUUGAAAGUUCCUCAAUUAAGAACAUUGUUUACACAGAACCGUGGCCUGAGUCUGUAGCCGAAAGGACCUGCGAAGAAUUCGAACCCAAAGUGCCAGUGGAGGAGAUUGUGUCUCUGGGAAAAUCUAUGGGCCUGGUGAUGGAUGAAAGAGACGUGAACGAGCUCGUCAAGGAGCACUCUCAGGAACUGACGACCGAGGAUUUACAAGCAUUCGGGGGUUCUGCAAGAAAUUGGGUUCGAGGUGGAGGAGGUUAUAUCUACAAGUGA